CAACGCGGCGGCACGAUGGCGCCGCGCUGGGUCGCGGGGGUGAUGGCGGCGGCCGCGGUGAUGGCGGUGGCGGUGAUGGCGCUGGACAACGGGCUGGCCCGGACACCGCCCAUGGGGUGGCUGCACUGGGAGCGCUUCCUCUGCGGCACCGACUGCGCCGAUCACCCGAGUCGCUGCGUCAGCGAGCAGCUGUUCGUGGAGAUGGCGGACAGGAUGGCGGCCGAGGGCUGGAGGGACGCCGGCUACGAGUUCCUCUGCAUCGACGACUGCUGGAUGGCCCCGACGCGCGACGGGCAGGGCAGGCUGCGGGCGGACCCGGAGCGGUUCCCCGGAGGGAUCCGCCGGCUGGCCGACUACGUGCACUCCAAGGGUCUGAAACUGGGGAUCUACAGCGACGUGGGGAGCAAGACCUGUGCUGGCUUCCCUGGCAGCUACGGCCACUACGAGCUGGAUGCCCAGACCUUCGCCUCCUGGGGCGUGGACCUGCUCAAGUUUGAUGGCUGCAACUCUGGCUCGCUGGAGCAGCUGGCAGAAGGUUACAGGCGCAUGUCUCUGGCCCUGAACAAGACUGGAAGGAGCAUUGUGUACGCCUGUGAGUGGCCUUUCUACUUGAGGCCCGUGCAGCAGCCCAAUUACACGGAGAUCAAACAUUAUUGCAAUCACUGGAGGAACUUUUAUGAUGUCUAUGAUUCCUGGAACAGCAUCAAGAGUAUCUUGGCAUGGACAGCUCUUCACCAGGACAGCAUUGUGAAGAUAGCUGGGCCGGGGGGCUGGAAUGAUCCUGACAUGCUGGUGAUUGGAAACUUCGGGCUGAGCUGGGACCAGUCGGUGACUCAGAUGGCCAUGUGGGCCAUCAUGGCAGCUCCCCUCUUCAUGUCCAACGACCUGCGGCACAUCAGUCCCGAGGCCAAGUGUCUGCUCCAGAACAAGGAGGUGAUUGCCAUCAACCAGGACCCGCUGGGCAGGCAGGGAUACCAGAUCCUCAAGGACAAGACCUUUGAGCUGUGGGAGCGGCCCCUGUCUGGCCGAGCCUACGCUGUGGCAGUGCUGAACCAGCAGGAGAUUGGGGGACCCCAGAACUUCACCUUCUCCCUCACCUUCCUCGGCAAUGGGCUGGCCUGCAACCCAGCGUGCUCCGUGCGCCAGGUCCUGCCAGCCAGCAGGGACUGGGGUGUUUACAGCUGGACCUCCUUCCUGAGCGUGGAGGUGAACCCCACAGGCACCGUGCUGCUCAAAGUCCUGCCACUAUAGCAGGCAGUCUUCUCCUAAGCCUUAGACUCUGUCUGAACUCCUUGAGGAACUCCCUGUGGCAGGAGUCUCCUUCCUCCAAGCAGGUGCCUUUGUUCUCUCCUCAGGUGCUCAUUACUUGAACACUCAGCCUAAUGUGGCAAAUACCCAUCACCACAGGGAACAAAGAGAGGGCCACUGCUCUGCUGUUUACCCUUUCUCUGGCAUCUCACCCAACUCCUUCUCCAAGGGGCUGGAAGGGCUCCAGCAGGGCAGCAACUCCUGUUUCCACCCAAAGACACUACCAAGCAAGGACAGGCGAGAGAUACACCUGCAGCAUCCUACAGCUCACCUUGAGCAUUUCAGGGACAAAAGGGAAACAUCCUGGCCACCUUGCUCUCUUUUCCAGACCAGGGCACACAGUCCAAGAAAAGCUGCUCUUACCCCACUAAAGAAACCCAAAACUCUCCUCAGAGCAUGGACAUUCACUUUCUGACAACUGAGGGACUGGCCUAAAUCAUUGCACUUAACUUCCUUGACAGCUGCUUGCUUAGUAUAAAUAGGAUUAAGUAGCAUGCUGCAGGACAGCUUUUGAGAGUUUCUCCUCACACCAGAAAUCUUCCUCUCACCAGUGGCUGUCACUUCCCUCUCUGCCCUUCAUGUGGCCACUGAAGUUCCCUUCCUCAGUGAGCUGUCUUCCAGAAACAGCUGUGUCCUUGCUUCCAGAGCUGGCAGCAGCAUUUGAAUGACACAGGUCCUUCCACAACAGGAGAUGGAUCAUCACUAAUGCAGCCACGCAUGUACAAGUACGUUCUCUUCUGACCACUACACAAUCGGGACUUCUUCAUUUGUUCUUCUGUGAUUAAGCACUUUGAUUAAAAGUCCCUUUAAAAGGCUAA
Messenger RNA from Chiroxiphia lanceolata (lance-tailed manakin), 2126 nucleotides. RefSeq names its product galactosidase alpha (gene GLA). The record is from RefSeq and is a predicted model, not a curated record. Gene Ontology annotation, biological process: oligosaccharide metabolic process; glycoside catabolic process; glycosylceramide catabolic process. The transcript has 7 exons. NCBI's taxonomy places the organism in Eukaryota, Metazoa, Chordata, Aves, Passeriformes, Pipridae. Gene Ontology annotation, molecular function: alpha-galactosidase activity. Bases 16 to 1251 code for a protein of 411 amino acids. Gene Ontology annotation, cellular component: cytoplasm.